GCUGGGCCGUCAGCUAUGGCAGGUGUUUGGGCCAGGCGACUGCGGGCUGCGAUGUGGCACCGGGCGCUGCUGCUCCUGCUCUGGCUGGCUUUGGCUUCAGUGCAGGGGCUUUACUUCCAUAUCGGAGAGACGGAGAAACGCUGCUUCAUCGAGGAAAUCCCCGACGAGACCAUGGUUAUCGGGAAUUACCGCACCCAGCUAUGGGAUAAGCAGACAGAGACCUUCCUGCCUUCCACCCCAGGACUGGGGAUGCAUGUGGAAGUGAAGGAUCCAGAUGGAAAGGUGGUGUUAUCACGGCAGUAUGGUUCGGAAGGCCGAUUCACCUUUACCUCCCAUACUCCAGGUGACCACCAGAUCUGCCUGCACUCCAAUUCUACUCGAAUGACCAUCUUUGCGGGCGGCAAACUAAGGGUACAUCUGGAUAUACAGGUUGGCGAGCAUACCAACAACUACCCUGAAAUUGCUGCCAAGGAUAAACUAACAGAACUACAACUCCGUGCCCGCCAGUUGCUUGAUCAGGUGGAACAGAUCCAAAAGGAACAGAACUACCAGCGGUACCGUGAGGAACGCUUCCGUAUGACCAGCGAGAGCACCAACCAGAGAGUGUUGUGGUGGUCCAUUGCUCAGACUGUCAUCCUCAUCCUCACUGGCAUCUGGCAGAUGCGACACCUCAAAAGUUUCUUUGAGGCCAAAAAGCUGGUGUAAAGUCCUUUCCUGUACAACCCCUUUCCUUUCAGCCCACUUACUUGGUACUUUCCCUCUAUCACACCCUGGCUACUUGGAUUUUGGAUGAAAAAAAAAAUUUGAGAAUAUAUGCUCCUUUAGUUCCAUGGCAGCCACACCAAUAAGGCUGAGGUUAGUAGCCACUGGACUACACAGAAACUAACCCCGUAUCCCCUAGCAAAGGUCAUCGGAUACUGGUCAAAGCCUACACAAAGUUCCUUCUGUAUUCUGGGAAGACGUUGAGCUAAUCAGAACAUAGCCUUGAUUUCAUGGCCUGCCUUUUUCCAUGUCCAGUCAUCUCUGCUAGCCCAUUGAUUAAGUAAAUAAGCAAAGGCCACUCACCGGCUCCCUUAAUUUCUGAUUUUCUUUCACUGUGCCUAUGUCGUGUGUAACUGAAGUGCCACGAAUAGGACACCCUAGCCUCACCACUGUCCAGUUAGUCCUGCCUUUACUGAGAUGAUCUGUGACUGUAAAUAAGUUGGCAGGUCUUAGAUACCAAGGGAAUGAGAUUUUUCUAAUAUAACAAAUAUUUUUUGAUAUGUGUAUUUUAUCCUUCAUAUCUGAAAUGUCACUGCCUGUGUGUAAGAGUGGUUGAAAAGAUCAAUGCAGAACUGACAGUCUUUAGUACUGUCUAUGUGUACAUUUUUUUUAUAACUACUGUGGCAGCCCUAAGACUCUUCAAUGAAAAUUCUAGAAGGUAGGGACCCAAGCAGACAUUUCAGCCUAUUGCUAAUAAGGCCUUGCCUGUAAGUCAUGCACAGGCCCCUUUGGACACUUUGAGCCCCUUAAGGGGAUAUGAAGUUAAGGUAGGAAGCUGUGGAGUGAGCAGUUGGAGGCAGUCAAUUUUCUUCCCUUCUUCUCUCUUUCCCCCACAGAGCUGCUAACUGUUAAAUUUUAUUUAAGAUGCAGUAAAUAUUUUCUCCAUGGGUCCCAGGUUCAGUUAUUUGUAUGGAUUUUCCAGUGAAAUAAAACCUGUUCUGGUAACUUGUGA
Molecule: messenger RNA, 1714 nt
Organism: Vombatus ursinus (common wombat)
Lineage: Eukaryota; Metazoa; Chordata; Mammalia; Diprotodontia; Vombatidae
Gene: TMED4
Product: transmembrane p24 trafficking protein 4
Exons: 5
Coding region: 16-705 (229 amino acids)
Biological process (GO): intracellular protein transport; positive regulation of canonical NF-kappaB signal transduction; Golgi organization
Cellular component (GO): endoplasmic reticulum-Golgi intermediate compartment; COPII-coated ER to Golgi transport vesicle; endoplasmic reticulum
Source: RefSeq, a predicted model, not a curated record